CCGCGGGCAGCGGGAGCAGCAGCGGCCGGAGGCCGGCGGGCAGCGGGGCCGCCUCCUCGCCGAGGGUCGCCCGCUCGCCCUCCCGGGCCAUGGGCAGCCCCUGACCCCGCCGCAGCACCGGAUCCAAAAUGACAGUCAAAGCUGUAAAGAUGCCGUGCACCUCUGCAAACGUUUAUACUAAAGUGCCUGACGGAGGAUGGGGCUGGACAGUCGCUUUUGCGUUCUUUGUUGUGGAAGCCCUGACAUACGGCAUCAUAAAAUCAUUUGGAGUCUUCUUUAACGACCUGAUGGAAAGCUUUGACGAAACCAACAGCAGGAUAUCCUGGAUAAUAUCCAUAUGUGUGUUUGUACAGACCUUCACAGCUCCUCUGUCGACGGUCCUCAGCAACCGCUUCGGCCACCGCCUGGUGGUGAUGGCCGGGGGGCUGCUGGUCAGCGCCGGCAUGGUCAUCGCCUCCUUCGCCCGCAGCGUGGUGGACAUGUAUGUCACCAUCGGCGUCGUCUCCGGCCUGGGGUACUGCCUCUCCUUCCUCCCGACUGUCACCAUUUUAUCACAGUAUUUUGACAAAAGGCGCUCGCUGGUCACAGCGGUGGCAUCUACAGGGGAAUGUUUCGCUGUCUUCUCCUUCGCACCAGCAAUCACGGCCCUGAAGGAGCAGAUUGGCUGGAGGUACAGCAUGCUGUCUGUCGGGGUGCUGCAGCUCGGCAUCACCGCCUGCGGAUCGCUGCUGCGCCCCAUCGUCGUCAGAGAGCAGCAAGAAGUGAAAGCACAGCCUCCAGAGGAGUCCACGGAGACAAAGUACAUGCUUGAAAACGAGCAAACAUGCACCUCAAUAGAGUCCAUAGACUCAGGAGUCGAUAUAACUACCUCACCCAGCAAUGUGCCUGGAAAAACCAAAGCAGAGCCGAAAAGUGAAGAACCAAAGCAACACGGACAGAAUCCCGUUGAAAAUAGCAGCACCCCCCCAGAACCAAAAACCAAACUACUGGAUUUCUCUGUGAUGAGAGACUAUAGCUUUAUCUGUUAUGCAUUCUUUGGCCUGUUUGCAACCCUGGGCUUCUUCGCUCCCUCCCUCUACAUCAUCCCCCUGAGCCGCAGCCUGGGCAUUGGCAAAGACCACUCUGCCUACAUCCUGUCGGCCAUGGCCAUCGCCGAGGUCUUCGGGAGGAUUUUUGCGGGCUGGCUUCUCAACAAGAAGCCCAUCCGCAAGAUCUACAUCGAGCUCAUCUGCGUCGUCCUGCUGUCGGUAGCAUUGGUUGCCUUCCCUUUUGCCUCCGGAUUCUGGGGCUUGAUGAUAUGUAGCGUUUAUUUUGGGUUCAUGCUCGGCACGGUGGCGGGCACACAUAUUCCCCUCCUGGCUGAAGACGACGUGGUUGGCAUCGAGAGGAUGUCCUCUGCAGCUGGAGUCUACGUCUUCAUUCAAAGCUUAGCUGGGUUGGCUGGACCACCCCUUGCAGGUGUCUUAGUGGAUACGACAAAGAACUACAGCUCAGCCUUCUACUCCUGUGCUGCUGGCAUGGUCCUGGGGGCCGUGUUUCUGGCCCUGGUGAGGCCGUGCAAGACUGGGCUGUGCCACCACCAGCAGCAGCAGCAGCAGGUGGAGGAGGGCACGGCGGGGCCGCCACCAGAACUACCAGAUGACUUUAUAGACAUGGAUAUUGGAAAAGCAGAAAAUUCAGGAAAAGGCUCCGACAGCGUGGUAUAAAAAAAAAACCAACCCUGUUCCUUCUCCAUCUAAUGUACUCAGUGUAAGGCUGGGGGAAAUGUCAGCUCUGCUCCACGUUUUAAAACUCCAUUCUAAAGGGAAUGUGAAAUUUUAAAUGUGAACAGUUGCUACCAACAAUUUUUUUUUUUUUUUUUUUAAUAUUAGACGGAACUUUUUUUAACCAACAAUGGAAAGCUCCAUAGAAAAAUACGGAUAGUCACGCAAGAAUAACUUCUGUCUAGCAUGAAGAUGUGAUGCACACUUGCUUUCCUGAUAACAAGCAUAGGUAAAGGUCCAACUGAUCCCAUAAAUACUGACAACAGCAGAAGCAGCUCAGCCUCUGACUGUCACCCAUCCCCUACCACAAAUUCCACACAGACCCAAUGAUACGAACUGGAGACGAGCAUUUCAUAAACCACCAGUGGCCAACUGAAUCUUCUUCUGGAGGGAUACAGACUCACCUUUUAGCUUGGAGGAGGAGGAGGCUAGGCUAGAUAGCUGACAAUUAGAAACCAUUGCUGAUGAUCUUAACUUGAAUGUCACAAAUGCUGGGGAAUCAAAGGCUCCGUGUGUCUUCAUGGCCAGUUUUUACUGCACAUACUUGGUAAGGUCAUUUUUCUUCUCCCGACUGGGAUCCUUAGAACUGUUGUCUGUUGAUAGUCAGAACCCGCUGUACUGUUUCUAAUUUAACUAGUAUUUAUUAAUUUAUUCUGAGAUUGUUAAAGGAGGUUAGCUUAAAUAACUGGAGAGGAAAAAUGAUCUUCUGCGUAAUGGAAAGCCGUCUUUACAUCAAACUCUUCAAUGCCUAUCUUGUAUUGCUUGUGAAAUUGUUGGGAAAAUUACUCUUACAGCAUAAAGUGUAGCUGUUUUUAAUAGGUAAGUCUUAAGUAACCCAGUUAUUU
Messenger RNA from Hirundo rustica (Barn swallow), 2608 nucleotides. It is a transcript of the gene SLC16A6, whose product is annotated as solute carrier family 16 member 6. Gene Ontology annotation, molecular function: monocarboxylic acid transmembrane transporter activity. The coding region runs from base 129 to 1706 and encodes 525 amino acids. Lineage: Eukaryota; Metazoa; Chordata; Aves; Passeriformes; Hirundinidae. Gene Ontology annotation, biological process: transmembrane transport; monocarboxylic acid transport. The record is from RefSeq and is a predicted model, not a curated record. The transcript is spliced from 6 exons.